Cryptosporidium muris RN66 is the source of this 747-nucleotide messenger RNA. Its product is annotated as SRP40 C-terminal domain-containing protein. The record is from RefSeq and is a predicted model, not a curated record. Lineage: Eukaryota; Apicomplexa; Conoidasida; Eucoccidiorida; Cryptosporidiidae. The transcript has a single exon. The coding region runs from base 1 to 747 and encodes 248 amino acids.
AUGUCAGAUAAUUCAAUUUAUUGUCUAAUUAUAAUAAAAAAAUUCUUAAUUCAAAAUGGCUUAAAAAAAGCUGUAAAAUAUAUAGACAAAAAACUUACCGAAAUAUCGAACAAUAAUAUUGAAGAUAUGGAAGAUAAUCUUCCUAAUAUUUUAGAUUUACUUCAAUCUUAUAAUAAAAAUAAUAAUAUAUCAGAUCCUAUAUUAAAUUCCAAAAAUAAAGUACAAAAAAAGAAAAUUAAAAAGAAUCAUGAUAAGGAGACAGAUAUAAAAAAUAUACAGUGUUUGGCAACCUUGACAGAUUCUUUAAAAAAUUCCAAUAAAAAAAGUAAAAAAAGUGAAAAAAUUAAAUUAAAUACUUGUGAUAAUAUUUAUACUGAACAUUUUUGUACUUCUGAUCAUGAUCAAUUGGAAUUUCAUAAUAUUUACAAAUCGCAGGUUAAGGAUAUAGAGACAAUCAAUUCUAACAUUUAUAAAAAUAAACAAAGUCAAGAAAAUAGGUUUAGUCGAAUUAAUGAUUCAUGGAAUGAAAAAAUUACUGAUGAAAGGUUAAAAGAUAACUCUUAUUGGAAUAUGAAGAAGUAUAAUAAGGAUAGUAGUGAUUUUGCAUCUAAAGCUGCAAUAGAAUUAGGGAAAGUUCGUGGAAAGAAUUUCAGACAAGAGAAAGCAAAGAAAAAGAGAUGCUCAUGGAGAGGUUCUGGAAAUAUUUCAUGUGAGGUGAAUUCUGUACAAUUCAAUGAUUCAGAUUAA